Molecule: messenger RNA, 1773 nt
Organism: Erinaceus europaeus (western European hedgehog)
Lineage: Eukaryota; Metazoa; Chordata; Mammalia; Eulipotyphla; Erinaceidae
Gene: DDIT4
Product: DNA damage inducible transcript 4
Exons: 3
Coding region: 242-937 (231 amino acids)
Biological process (GO): negative regulation of TOR signaling; apoptotic process; response to hypoxia
Cellular component (GO): cytoplasm
Molecular function (GO): 14-3-3 protein binding
Source: RefSeq, a predicted model, not a curated record
CCUUAUAGGCCUCUGAGCGCUGGUGCUAGGGACCGCGGCAGGCUUCAGGGGGAGGUGCGGGGGCUAAGAAGGGACAGGUCUGGGCAGCGCUCCGGGGUUGGCACCAGUUCGCGCACCCAUUCAAGCAGCGAACGCUUGUCCUGGCAGACCUCGCGGACCGUGCUAGCGACGGUGAGUGACGGUCUCCGGCGCUCCCGCACCACCGAGGCUUUCGGCUGACAUCCUGGCGUCCGUCCCCAACAUGCCUAGCCUCUGGGAUCGCUUCUCGUCGUCGUCGUCGUCCUCGUCGUCGUCCUCGUCCCGGACUCCCGCCCCGGACCAGCCGCCGCGCUCCUCCUGGGGGGCAGCGGCCCGAGAAGAGGGGCUCGGCCGCUGUGCGAGCCUGGAGAGCUCGGACUGCGAGUCCCUGGACAGCAGCAACAGCGGCUUUGGACCCGAGGAGGACUCCGCGUACCUAGAUGGGGUGUCCCUGCCCGAUUUCGAGUUGCUCAGCGACCCCGAAGACGAGCACCUGUGUGCCAACUUGAUGCAGCUGCUGCAGGAGAGCUUGGCCCAGGCGAGGCUGGGCUCCCGGCGCCCCGCGCGCCUGCUGAUGCCGCCCCAGCUGGUGAGCCAGGUGGGCAAAGAGCUGCUGCGCCUGGCCUACAGCGAGCCGUGCGGCCUGCGGGGGGCGCUGCUGGACGUCUGCGUGGAGCAGGGCAAGAGCUGCCACAGCGUGGGCCAGCUGGCUCUCGACCCCAGCCUGGUGCCCACCUUCCAGCUGACCCUCGUGCUGCGCCUGGACUCCCGCCUCUGGCCCAAGAUCCAGGGGCUCUUCAGCUCCGCCAACUCUCCAUUUGUCCCCGGGUUCAGCCAGUCUCUGACUCUGAGCACGGGCUUCCGAGUCAUCAGGAAGAAGCUCUACAGCUCCGAGCAGCUGCUCAUUGAGGAAUGUUGAACUUGAGCCUAGGGGGUUAAGACUGACCCCUAACUGUGGAGACAACUGAACUGUUGCGGGCUCACAUUGGCAGGCAGGAAGCGAGGGACUAGUGGCCUGUCGUUAGACAACUGACAACAGCCACCUGAUAGGAGGGAGGAGGAGGAGGAGGUGGGAACAUGCUGUUUCCUAGGAAGCUCACUGAGGAAGGUGCAGGUGGUCGCUCCUCAAGUACUGUAGCAUGAAACAAAGGCUUAGGGGCCCACCGGGCUUCUGGCUGGAUGUGUAUGUAGCAUGUACCUUAUUAUUUUUUAUUGUUACUGACAGUUAAGACAACAGUGGUGUGACAGAGCCAGGAGAGCAGCUGGGCUGCACUGGCCUCUGCAGGGGGUGUGUGCUCAUGGUAGCCUGCUCUGGUGGUGGGGAGGAGGUCACCGAGGUGGUUUGUGUAGCUCAUGGUCUUAAAGGACCAAAUGUGUUCUUUUGUUUUUGUAUCUUCCGGUUAUUAUUGUUGUUACUAUUUUUUUUCCACUACUGACCUGUUCUAGGCAGCUAUCUUACAGACGCAUGAAUGUAAGAGUAGGAAGGGGUGGGUGUUGGGAUCACUUGGGGUCUUUGACACAAAUAUAUGUAUACACCUAGGAGCUGCAUCUUGGUCCAUCCCCUGCUGUGUGCUGUAGAGUUGAGCUGUGGGGGUGGGGGGCUGGAACCCCUCCUCCAGAGGAGUGCCAUCUGGGUCUUCCAUCUAGAACUGUUUACAUGAAGAUACUCGCCGUUCAUGAAUACACUUGAUGUUCAAGUAUUAAGACCUAUGCAAUAUUUUUUACUUUUCUAAUAAAAAAAAAAGUUUGUUAGGA